Molecule: messenger RNA, 2631 nt
Organism: Cygnus olor (mute swan)
Lineage: Eukaryota; Metazoa; Chordata; Aves; Anseriformes; Anatidae
Gene: CGRRF1
Product: cell growth regulator with ring finger domain 1
Exons: 7
Coding region: 489-1703 (404 amino acids)
Biological process (GO): negative regulation of cell growth
Source: RefSeq, a predicted model, not a curated record
UGGUGAAAUAAAAACUUUAUUCAUCCUUCAUGCACUGAGUACUGCCUGAAAAUGUACAGAAGCACUGAACCUUAUUGUUGAGCAGAAAGGGCUUUUUGCCUUCAGCUGCUGCUAAAACCGUACUGGAGGCUUUUUUUUUCUGUGGCUGCUUUUCAUGGUGAUUAUCCUGUCGCUUUCGCCCAGCGAAGAAAGUUUCCAAAGAGCAGGGUUUGUACUUCAGAAUGGGCCAGAUGGUACAAAACAGGAGGCGUCUUUAUGUGUGGCUGGAGAGAUUAGCUCCAUUGAGCCUCAGAUACUGAGCAAGCCCAGCAGCUGCUGCACCUGGUUUCUUUCUCAGUAAGAUGUUACACUGGAAGACGUUGAACUUCGUUACGGCCCCAGCGAACUCAGCCUGGCUGUUUGAUUGCCUCGGGCGAGAGAUCUGCCCCUCCUCGUGCACAAACUGAGCGUGGCUGAGCACCCCGUGUUAGACCAUCACGGACAGGAACAUGUUGCCAGCAGUCCAGCAAGCCAAAGGAAUUUCUCAGAGUUGGAAUAAUGAAAGUAGACUCUUCUCUACCACCUCUUUUUCCCUUUUGGUGUGUCUGUGGCACUCGGGCAAGACGUCGAAUGAUGAAGGCGAAUAUUUGUCAGGCUGUCAGGAACAGCUGCUGGUUCAGUCUGUGAAAUGGAAAUGGUUGGUUCAGGGCAGAGGCGAUGCUUCCAGCACCCGCUACGCUGCUGGCUGCACGAACCGAAAUUCCGAACCGUUAAAGAGGCCACUGCUCGAACAGCGCAGGUUUGGUUUGGGCGUUCCUGUUAUUCUGAGAAACUCGGAAGAAACAGAAUCCAGCACAAGAGUACUGAAAAAGCGGAUGAGACAAGUGAAGAAUCCUUUUGGGUUAGAAAUCUCACAUCCCGGCACAGCUUCAGUAACAAAGGGAAUAACGCUGACACCUGACUGUCUGGAAGACUGUGUUCUUACCUGCUACUGGGGCUGUAAUGUUCAAAAACUCCAUGAAGCGUUGCAGAAACACGUCUACUGCUUCAGAAUAAAUACUCCUCAGGCGCUAGAGGAUGCUCUAUACAACGAAUACCUCUAUCGACAACAGUACUUCAUCAAGAAAAAUGAGAAGGAAGAAAAAUAUUGUCAGUUACCGGAAGACGCCCAAGUUGUCGAUUUUGGCCCAGUGCCUAGAGCUCGCUACCCAUUGAUUGCACUGUUGACGUUAGCUGAUGAAGAAGACAGGGAAAUAUAUGAUAUUAUUUCAAUGGUGGCUGUAAUUCAUAUUCCUGAUGAGAGCUACAGACUUUCCUGCAGAAUAUUAUAUCAGUAUCUACUUCUAGCUCAAGGUCAAUACCAUGAUCUUAAGCAGCUCUUCAUGUCUGCAAAUAGUACUGCACCAUCUUCGUGCGAUACCUCCCUAGGUGAGAGAAGCAUCGACAAAAGCUUGCUGGAAAAGGCUGGACUGGCUGAAGAUGAGCCAGAAUUGCAUGAAGAAAACAGUAAAGACUGUGUCGUGUGCCAGAACGGCCCAGUGAACUGGGUACUCCUACCCUGCAGACACACGUGCCUGUGUGAUGGUUGCAUUAGGUAUUUUCAGCAGUGCCCAAUGUGUAGGCAGUUUGUUCAAGAAUCUUUUCCACUGUGCAGUAAAAAGGAGCAAGAUGAAGAUGAAUCAACCCAGAUCUUGGAAGAUGUUCUUCCUGGGAGAGUCUUUUAACGGGGACAAAAAUAGAAGAACUGGGUUGUAUGCACCGAGGUUAAAUGCAGAGAACAGACUGUUUAUGGGAGGAUAUGUAGCAUUAACUUGUAGGGUUUUGCUUUUCAUUGCUAGGUAAUUUUCAACUUCCUUAUAUGUCUUCGCUCCAUAUGCUCACAGGAUCGCUACAUUUAUCUGUGCAAUGUGGACAGAAGAAGUGCGUAGGAGAUCUUUGAAGGAUGUGAUUAUUUUUGUAACUUCUUACUAGUUUUUCAUGGAGUACUAUUGCAGGCUGUUUUGAUUACUAAGUUUAGUUUACUGAAAAAAGAAUAAAACUUGCAAGUGAAGUUGAAAUGCACGCAGCUCAUCGAUAUUCAUUGUAUUUAAAAUAUUAGAGCAACGUUUUAAUUCACUAUAAUUUAGCAACCUAGCACUUUACAGAUUGUAACUAAUGAAGGAAAGGAUAUAUUGUUAAACCCGUGUAUAUUUAUUUUGCAGACGAAGGCUGGACUGUGACAGGAGCUGGAAGUUGAAGUUGUUCAGGACACUGUUUAUGUCAGUUUUGAAAGUGUGUGUGUGUGUGUGUGCAUGCGUGGGGGACCUGAGCCAAAGCCUGUUUGAAUGAGUGGAAAGGUUUUUGUUGAUAAUUGUUGGCUUGAACUGAACCUUGCUGACACUUCUAAGCCUGAGCCACUGCUGUGUCCUCUUGAGACAGACUGUCAAUCUUGCUGGCAGUGGCUGCAAGAACUUUUUCUCCAUGCAAAUGUUAAUUAAUCUGUGGAGUUGUUACUUGGGCAGCUCUGCUGUGCUAUUCUUACCUGAGUAGCCUGCUUUGGGGAAUUUCCAACUCUUUUCACUUGCAUUGUCAGAUGAGAUGAAAAGUUGACCAUUUACGUUUUCUUUUAUCAAUAGUCCCAGGAAAUUUGCGUACUCUAAUAAAGAAAGAAAC